AUGGCGAUCAACUAUGGCCAGGGCGAUGCGAACGAGCCGAGCAGGGGAUACCAGUUAUACAUUACCUCACUGGUAAUGAUACUCGCCGCCUCGUUAUUUGUUGCGAUGCGCUUAUCAACUCGGAUAGCAAAUAAGCAGUUCGGAUCUGAUGAUUAUAUGAUUGCAAUCGCAUUGGCUUCUUCAGUUGUUAUGGCAGCCGCCGUCAACUUGGCGGUGGUCAACGGGUAUGGGAAACGUUCAACCGAUCUUGCACCAAAAGAGAAGAACGCAGCGCUCAAAUGGUUCUUCAUAGCCCAAAUUUUUUACAAACCAGCUCUCGGGUUCACGAAGAUUUCGAUUUUGUGUCUCUACCAUCGAGUAUUCGUAUCUCCCCCUUACCCACGCAUAUUCCAGGUCGCGAUCGUGUUGAUUAGCUUAUGGGCGAUCAGCACUACCUUGGCGACGAUAUUCCAGUGUGUUCCGCUAGAAGCGUCCUGGAACAAGAAAGUCAAUGGCAAAUGUAUCCAUAAAAACGCCUUCUGGUACGGAUAUGCAGUGACAAAUACGACCACAGAUUUCAUUGUUUUCCUGCUGCCAAUCCCAGCACUGGUAAAGCUGCAUCUGCACUGGAAGGAGAAGGUUGGAGUUGUGGGCGUCUUUGCUCUUGGAUUCUUUGUGUGUAUCACCAGCAUCAUCCGAACGACUGCUGUUGCGCAAACAACUUCGGGAGAAAAGGAUAUCACUUGGGACUUUAUUCCCAGAUCAACGUGGACCUCGAUAGAAGCAAACACCGGCAUAAUCUGCGCAUGCCUUCCCAUACUGAAGGGGCCUCUCGUCAGGUUAUUCCCACGGCUCUUUAACGCCACGACAGCCAAAUCGAAAGGAUCCUAUCCAUUCAGUCAAGAAUCAUAUAACCUCCACCAGCGGUCCAACAAGAUGAAAAAUAAAAACCUGGGAAGAGAAUACAUGACAACUGUCUCCAGGCCUGAAAGCAUUGUAGCAGAUCCAUGCACGGCAAGCGAGGAACACAUCCUCGACGAAGAGAGAAUCCAUAGGUGGCCUUUGGAGGAUCGAAUUGAGAGGAAAACAGACGUCACCAUUAGCUACAGUAAAAGGGGACCAUCCCAAGAUUUUAGAUAG
Paracoccidioides brasiliensis Pb18 is the source of this 1119-nucleotide messenger RNA. RefSeq lists its product as uncharacterized. Bases 1 to 1119 code for a protein of 372 amino acids. The record is from RefSeq and is a predicted model, not a curated record. The transcript is spliced from 6 exons.